Messenger RNA from Bursaphelenchus okinawaensis, 3222 nucleotides. Lineage: Eukaryota; Metazoa; Nematoda; Chromadorea; Rhabditida; Aphelenchoididae. The record is from the annotation of a GenBank genome assembly.
AUGGAUUUCUUUAAAAAUGCGAUGAAAACGGCACAGGAUGUGAAGAAGUCGGUACAGGACAUGAGCCGCGAGAUUCAGGGUGCUCGACAACGUACCCGCUCCAGAAGUCCGGAAGGAAAAGUACGUUUAUUACCUAAAAUAACAUCCCCAAUCAGAUUCAAAACGUGUCUCGAACCGAAUUGGAAGCGUUAGAUGACAGAACCACCGGAUUCUCGCUGCAUCGUGAGAAGAAGGGCGGACAGUACCAUAUUGUACUAAUGGAAACUACAGAAUCCGUCUUCAGAACUGCAGUGGUAGAGGAGGCCAAAACCUUGAUUCAGCAGUACAAUCAGCAUCUGGCACUUGUUAAUCCUGCAGGUAAUGUGUCUUGAAUAUUUAUGGUAAUAUCGUAGGUAUGUUAUAGAUGUUUUUACGGUGAUUGAUUAAAAAACUUAAUUGAUCAGUGAGUUUUGUUGUAAUUCAUGAUAUACGUGGUGUUUUAGUUGUGGCAGGCCGUUUAGAAGAGCUUUGUAAUAAAAUUCGGACUUGCAACGACUGGGCCGACAUUCAUUUGGCCAGUAGCUUGAACUUCGAAGAGUUUGUAAUGAACGAAUGUAAGAAACGAGAUCCUGUAGUGUAAGUAUUCUUUUACAUAAAAGUCAUAGUUCCAAUUCUGAAGCUGAUUUUGUCGUUUCAGUGUUCUGAAUCGUGCUACAGCUCUGGAAGGCCGCUUCCCGUUACAUCUGGCUACAGAGAAGCGGCACAUUUCUUUGGUCAUCAAGAUGCUGAAGUUGGGAGCUGAUAUGAGGAAGAGUGACGUCGCGGGCAGAAAUACGAUUCACUAUUCAUCGAUCCAUGACAGCGUGCUGGUCAAAGUAUGUUUUUUAAGUCGCAUAAAGCGGAAUUUUACAAUUAUAUUCAUUAGCCUCAUAUCUUUUUAUAUUUUUUAAAUUAAGUUGUUGUAGACCUUGAAGAAACACUCGCCAGAACACUUUUCUGCUGCCUUACAUCAACGUGACAAAAAGGGAUACACUCCAAUACACUAUGCCGUCCAGACGAAUCACAUUGAUACGAUAAGAUUCUUGAUAGAAAACGGAGCUAAAGUCAAUUCAGAGUUGGGGGUGGUCGCUGGGUUGAGUGCACUGUAAGUCAUCUAUCGGCAAAAUAAAUGUGAAUCCGUGACAGGUUUUAAAUUACUAUAUUUUAGAGGAUUGGACACGAUAUUGGCCUACGAUGCGAAGACGAUCAGUCCUGACAACUCUUCCAACAUCUUUCACUCUAAAGCCGACAAAAAGGUACGUAACGUUCAGUUCUAUAUGCUAUAUACGCAAACAUGUUCUCUACUUCAAAUCCACAUUUAACUUCUAUAAAUCAAAUAUAUUCUAGUACCUGAAAGUAGCCUACAAGCGCAACGUUCGUAUGUUGAGUCAGAAGAACGAGCGUGGUCGUACUCCAGCCCACAAUGCUGUAAUCCGCAACGACCUUGAUGGUUUAGUUGCUUUGGUUGCGCACGGUGCUGAAGUCGCGGAGUGUGACGAAGAUGGCAACACUCCAUUACACUUGGCAGCUUUACAACAGAAUAUAUUAAUGAUCAAGUUCUUGAUAUCAAUGGAUGGAGGUACGCAGGAGAAGAACAAAGACGACAAGACCCCAGCACAAAUGUGCGGAACGUAAGUCUUAAAACGUGAUAUUAUGUCUACCAUUUACAAAGAUUUAGAAGAACAGUACUAUAUUUUACUUCCGAAGUAGCGCCAUCCUACCCUCCUUAAACUAUGCUUAUAAACAAGUCUUUCAGGGUAGAGUGUUCAAAAUUGUUCAGAAUGUACGAAAACAGCCUAGCGUUAUCAGACGAACCUCCAAGUCAAGAUCUACCUCGUGAGUUUGAUUAUGACACGCUCCCUAUAACAAACACUAUUUUAAACUUAAGUUUUUUCAUUUGCUUACAAACGUGAAUACUUGAAAAUUAUAUUUCUAACAGUUCCUAACUUCAGAAGUCCUUCGAACUGCCCAAAAAGCUGCCGUUCUGUUCCAAAAAAAGACUGACACAAAAGAAAAAUCCCUGAGGCUUCUGUCUCUAGAUGGGGGUGGCAUCAGAGGCCUGGCCCUAAUCAUGAUGCUGAUCCACUUGGACAAACGCAUAUCAGGUGACCUGAUGGACUACAUUGACUGGAUCGCUGGCACUUCAACUGGCGGCAUCUUAGGCCUAGCUCUGGCCAGAAACACAAGCCUAAGGGAAUGUCUGAACUUGUACUUGAGGCUAAAAGAUGACGUUUUCACUGGACCUCGACCUCACGAUGUAGUACCAUUGGAGAAUUGUCUUAAGGACAAGUUCGGGACCAAACUAAUGUCAGACAUUAACCAGAAAAUAAAGGUAAUGAUUACGACAACGAAGGCAGAUGUCCAUCCACCUGAACUUAUACUGAUUAAGAACUACGAACUGCCAGAAACUCAGACCAAGACUUUGAAGCCUAGAGACAUACAGAUCUGGAAGGCUGCCAGGUGUUCGAGGUAAGACUAUCAACUGUUUUUAAAGGUGAACAACUGAUUCUGUAUUGAGGAAAAUAUAUAGUCUAUCCAAGCUAUUCAAGUUAAAACAUAAAAUAUAUAAAAACUUAACUACAAUACAAAUCAUUUUUAGUGCCGCGCCAACUUACUUUGCCAGUUUUGACAACAAGUACAUUGAUGGUGGACUAAUGGCCAACAAUCCUAGUCUAGACCUUUUAAACGAGGUGCACAUACAUAACAUAAAUAAGCAAAUAAAUGUAAGUUCAAAUGAAACCUAGAAGCAACAAUUUACACAACUGGCAUAUAAUAUUUUAACAUCACUUUUAGGAAGAACAACCAGAUUCAAUAGCAGCUUUCAUAUCUCUAGGAACAGGGAGAUGCAAGACCAAGCCAAUGACUGCCAUCGACCUGGAAAUGCCCAAAAGUUACAGCUGGACGUCAGUAAUCAACACCGCCUUCUCAUCUGUAAAUACCCUCAAGAACUUGAAGAACAUCUUCGUCGAACAGAUCGCGGCUUCUGAUGGCCAAGUUGUGGAAAGGACACGAGGAUGGUGCCAUUCUUUACGAACACCUUACUUUAGGUACACUCCCAUGUUAAACAACGAAGUACCCUUGAACACCUACGAGAAUAGCGAAGUCAUUGAACUGAUGUGGCAAACUAAAUUAUAUUGUAUCAGUCGAUCAGAUCAAGAGCUCGAUGAAAUUGUAAAACUACUGAGAGCUGACAAAGAACAAUAA